Molecule: messenger RNA, 534 nt
Organism: Bacillus rossius redtenbacheri
Lineage: Eukaryota; Metazoa; Arthropoda; Insecta; Phasmatodea; Bacillidae
Product: zinc finger protein 397-like
Exons: 3
Coding region: 1-534 (177 amino acids)
Biological process (GO): positive regulation of transcription by RNA polymerase II
Cellular component (GO): nucleus
Source: RefSeq, a predicted model, not a curated record
AUGUCAGCGCUCCUGGCUCCUUGCUUCUUCAGCUGUGGCCACCGUGUGAACGGCCCACUCCGGCACAUACGUCUGCUGCUGACUGUGUGGGAGAAUGCAGGUGGUGAGUGUCCAGCUCCCGUGUCUGUCGGCGCAGGUCUGCCCUGGGCGUCGAGGGCCCCGGGGAGGGGCCCCUUGCGGUUCGCCUGCGACCAGUGCGGCAAGGCCUACAACCUGCGGCACACCCUCCUGCGGCACAUGCGGCUCGAGUGCGGCAAGGAGCCCCAGUUCCAGUGCCCGCACUGCCCCAAGCGCAGCAAGCGGAGAAGAACCCUCGGUCCGGACCAGCGCGGGGCGUUGUGGGGGCUCGGGGGCGGGCCCUCGCUGUUCGCCUGCGACCAGUGCGGCAAGGCCUACAACCUGCGGCACACCCUCCUGCGGCACAUGCGGCUCGAGUGCGGCAAGGAGCCCCAGUUCCAGUGCCCGCACUGCCCCAAGCGCAGCAAGCGGAGAAGCAACCUCCUGCAGCACAUCCGGAUCAUACACGGCCUCUGA